Solanum lycopersicum (tomato) is the source of this 1225-nucleotide messenger RNA. RefSeq names its product expansin (gene EXP5). Lineage: Eukaryota; Viridiplantae; Streptophyta; Magnoliopsida; Solanales; Solanaceae. The record is from RefSeq and is marked provisional. Gene Ontology annotation, cellular component: extracellular region. Gene Ontology annotation, biological process: plant-type cell wall organization.
CUUCAUUUCCUAACUAUACCCUCGUUCCUCAAGCAAACACAUAGAAACUUUAUUUUUUUGUUCAAAAAUGGCUCUUUUAGCUAUCCUUUUAAUGGGAAUUUCCCUCAUGUUUCAAUCAGCCCAUGGCUAUGGUGGUUGGAUCAAUGCACAUGCCACUUUUUACGGUGGAGGAGAUGCUUCUGGAACUAUGGGUGGUGCUUGUGGUUACGGAAAUUUAUACAGCACGGGAUACGGAACGAACACUGCUGCGUUGAGUACUGCUCUGUUCAACAACGGGUUGAGCUGUGGAGCGUGUUUUCAGCUAAUGUGUGUGAAUGCGGGGCAGUACUGCCUGCCAGGCAUAAUUACGGUAACAGCCACCAAUUUCUGUCCACCAGGAGGAUGGUGUGAUCCUCCACGCCCUCAUUUUGAUCUCUCUCAACCUAUCUUCUUGCGCAUUGCUCAAUAUAGAGCUGGCAUAGUUCCUGUUGCCUAUAGAAGGGUACCCUGCAGAAGAAGCGGAGGAAUUAGAUUUACAAUCAAUGGCCACUCUUACUUCAACUUGGUUCUUGUAACAAAUGUUGGAGGUUCAGGGGAUGUACAUUCAGUAUACAUAAAGGGUUCAAGAACUCAAUGGCAACCAAUGUCAAGAAAUUGGGGCCAAAAUUGGCAGAAUAACGCUUACCUUAACGGCCAAAGCUUGUCCUUUAAGGUCACUACAGGCGAUGGUCGCACUGUUGUUUCAUACAAUGCAGCUCCUAGUUCUUGGUCAUUUGGUCAGACAUUUUCUGGAGGACAAUUCCGUUAAAACGCAACAUAUUCUUUAAGAAAAAAAAAUCAGAAUUUUCAAAGUAUACUACUUGCUAAUAUAUUAUUCUAAGAGUUUUGCCUUAAAUUUGAGGGUUUUACUCACCAAAAUAUUUGGGGAAAAGCGCAGUUUGGCACUUUUUGUCCAUUGUAAAAUUGGUCAUUCAAUUGUGGAAGUAAAAAGAAUUGAUUUGGCCUACUCUUUUUUGGGUGGUUAUUAACGUUUAGGGGGCGGCAGUUGUGAGCUUUUACUGCUCAAUUUAAUAGUAUAAAUAGCAUUUACGGUAUUGUGUGCAUAGAAGAAAAAUAUCUAUUUUUUUUUUUUACUGCAAAAGAGCUAAGCACUAAUUAUGGUGAGUAUGUAUGUACCAAUUGUCUCUAGCUAUUUGUUUGUAAGAAAAUGUUACUAUAAUAAUAAAAGGAAACUCCAAGUUGUACU